AUGCCUCCUUUCUCUCUCUACACCACCCUUCUCCUCCUCUGCGCCACCGCCUGCACCGCAACCACCACCGUCGGAGUCACCUACAACCCAUCCAUUCCAAACAUUCCGCCGCCGGAAAAAGUGGCCUCCACCCUACAGUCCCUCCACAUCCAGGCUGUCCACCUGCUGGACCCCACUCCAGCAGCUGUGCGAGUUUUUGCCUACACCAACAUCUCCCUCCUCCUCUCUGUCCCCAAUGACCUUGUCCCCUCCUUCGCCGUCAACCGCUCCGCUGCCACCCUCUGGCUCUAUUCCCUUGUCCUCCCCUACCACCCCCGUACCCGCAUUUCACUUAUCUCCGUCGGCUCUGACGUAAUCACAGCCGCCGCCUCCUCUGACGCUGCCUCCGACCCCACCACUACCCUCAUUCCCGCAAUGAACAACCUCCACCUCUCCCUCCGAGAUCUUGGCAUUCGCUCCAUCCCCGUUUCCACCACCUUCUCCUUUAUCAACGUCAUGACGACGUCGUUUCCUCCAUCCUUCGCCGAGUUCCAAGAACCCGUCAAUUCUUUGAUUAUCACGCCAUUGCUACAGUUCUUGGAUGAAACCAACUCUUCAUUCUUGAUCAAUUUGUUCCCAUACGAUGUCUACAGAAUGAAUUCCGAAAUCCCAGUUGGGUAUGCUUUGUUCCAAGAAAACCCAUUCAAUUUCCGGGAUGACACCGUCACCGGAGUCCGCUAUCGGAAUUUAUUCGACAUGAUGGUGGACGCUGUUAUAGCUGCUAUGGCAGUUUUGGGGAAAGAGAAUAUUCCAGUGAUCGUGACAGAGACCGGGUGGCCAAACGAAGCCGAGUCUGAGGCCAUAGGAAACUAUGCCGAGAUGUACUUAAAGGGGUUGCUGAUGCAUUUGAGGUCAGGAAUGGGGACUCCAUUGAAGAACGAAGGGGUUGCUGAGGCUUACAUUUAUCAAUUGUUUGAUGAAAUUGAUCUCAAAAAUAGCAGUAACAAAAAUGGUACUAGUAUUUCAAGGAGUGGAUUUGGAAGGCAGAGAUGGGGAAUUAUGCAUCCCAAUAUGACUUUGAAAUACAGAAUUGCUUUCUCAGGUUCACAAAGGAUUCUUAGAAAUGGCAACUACUUAGUGCAGAUGCAGAUGCUUCUUGCGUUGCUUGUUUUGGUGCCGAUACACAGAAUCUUCACUGCUUAG
Messenger RNA from Fraxinus pennsylvanica, 1182 nucleotides. NCBI's taxonomy places the organism in Eukaryota, Viridiplantae, Streptophyta, Magnoliopsida, Lamiales, Oleaceae. The record is from the annotation of a GenBank genome assembly.